Penaeus chinensis is the source of this 924-nucleotide messenger RNA. RefSeq names its product acetylcholine-gated chloride channel subunit acc-2-like. The record is from RefSeq and is a predicted model, not a curated record. The transcript is spliced from 3 exons. Gene Ontology annotation, cellular component: membrane. Bases 1 to 924 code for a protein of 307 amino acids. Gene Ontology annotation, molecular function: extracellular ligand-gated monoatomic ion channel activity; transmembrane signaling receptor activity. Gene Ontology annotation, biological process: monoatomic ion transmembrane transport. Lineage: Eukaryota; Metazoa; Arthropoda; Malacostraca; Decapoda; Penaeidae.
AUGCUGUGUUGCAAGACAUCAGCGCUGGUGAUGCUUGUCAUGACGUCAUCACUUCAUCUCUCCGCUUCCGAGAUGAAUCAGAACGCCAGUAUCGAAGAAAGAAUCCCGCAGCUUCUCUCACCCCUUGGGCAGACCUUCGCCAAUCGAAGUGGGUCUCAGACAUCAGCGACAAGUCGGAUUCAUUUGUCGGCAACUGUGUACCCGGGAAAGGGGAACGUCUUGUUUCUACGGCAAGAGCUAAGCAUUGCGUUCCAGUGCCAGUUUGACCUUCGAUGGUUCCCAUUCGACAACCAAAGAUGUUCUAUCAACUUGAGGUUUGCUGCCAUGGAGUCCAAACUGCUCAGAAUGCUGGGAACAAAGGCCAAGUAUCUUGGACAAAAGAAACUCCACGAGUACAAGGUUGAAUUUAUAGAUAUGACAGAAGAAAAGCAAGAAAAUGGACAAAGGGUCACCCUGCGCCUGACGAAUUUGUUCGUCUAUUAUCUGGUCAACUCUUACUUACCAAGUUUCCUCCUGGUCAUCAUCAGUUACUCCACCUUCUACUUUCCUCUCGAAGGCUUUAAUGAGCGCAUCAUGGCCAACAUAACGGCCAUGUUGGUGUUAGUCGCCCUCUUCCAGCAGCCCUGCAGCACUAUCCUCAAGACAACAUACCUGAAACUGAUCGACGUCUGGUACAUGAUCUGCAUCGUCGUCGACUUCAUCAUGGUCAUUUUACUCGUCAUAAUCGACUACAUUCGGAACAUCGGCGACGGCGUUACCAAAAUCUUUCCGGCUUCGGCAGGCGUGAAGCCCCUCUUCGCUGUGGAAAAUAGGCCUAAUGCGCGGAAGUUGAACACGAUCGCCAAAGUGAUGCUGCCUCUCCUGUUCCUGCUUCUCUUUGGGGUUUACGGAUUCAUCUCGGCCGUUCAGUAUUCCACCGGAUGA